Messenger RNA from Colletotrichum orchidophilum, 372 nucleotides. RefSeq lists its product as uncharacterized. The record is from RefSeq and is a predicted model, not a curated record. Bases 1 to 372 code for a protein of 123 amino acids. The transcript has 3 exons. Gene Ontology annotation, molecular function: oxidoreductase activity, acting on CH-OH group of donors. NCBI's taxonomy places the organism in Eukaryota, Fungi, Ascomycota, Sordariomycetes, Glomerellales, Glomerellaceae.
AUGCCGCAGCCAGCCUUCCACUACACGAUCAACGACAGUGAUGCCAAGCGAUGCUCUGAAAUGAUCACCGGGAACCUCGGCGGGUUCCUCCCUGGCGCCGAGCCCAAGUACCUCCCACCCGGAUCCGCCCUUCACAUCUGUGGCACCUACCGAGCCGGCGAUGAUAAAAAUGGCAACCUAGAAGAAGCGAAGAAUGAGAGUGUAGUGAAUCGUUUCGGCAGAGUCUGGGGCCAGAAGAACUUGGUCCUCGGCGGCUGCGGUAUCAUUCCCACGCAGAAUGCCUGCAACCCAACACUUACGGCAGCCGCAUUUGCCCUUGCCGCUACUGACCAAAUUAUCGCGGACUUGGACGAACAUGAGAAUUAUGAGUGA